AUGCAAUCCCUAUUGCUCGCCCUGUCCCUUGUGGGACUAAGCAGUGCCCAAGAGAUGUUCGAAAAGCGAGGAGGAAAGCAGAGCAGUGCCAUGGAGAUGUGGUAUGAAGCCUACAACGAUGACCUGGCUCGCUAUACCAUCCUCUCUCUUGGCUGUGCUGCCGCCGCAUACUAUGUCUGGUCUCUCGCCUUCCGAUUCUCGGGCCACCUGCGACGACUGGCCACUUUCACCGACGACAAGCAGAAGUACUUCGUACCUGCUCACGACAAAUUCUGCUGGCUGAAGGAGCACUUGAUCUAUGCUCCCCUGUUCGGGAUCCGCCACAAUCGCGAAUUCCAGCUUUCGGCGGCUAUCAAUAUGGGUAACCUGCCCAGCCGGUUCCACGGCUUCCUCGUUGUCAGUGUUGUUGCCAUGAAUGUCGUUCUCUGCACGGUGACUACGCCUUACAACUCUGAGGAAGACACUCUGGCAGGCAUUGUGCGUAAUCGUACUGGUACUAUGGCGACCGUCAACCUGAUCCCUCUAAUCAUCAUGUCUGGCCGCAACAACCCUCUCAUCGCUAUGCUGCACGUUCCCUUCGAUACCUGGAACCUCCUCCACCGCUGGCUGGGCCGUAUUGUGGUGUGCGAGGCUCUCGCUCACACGUUUGCCUGGGCUAUCCCCAAAGGCCAGGAAGCUGGAUGGAACAUCGUUGCAAAGUCCAUGGUUUCCAGCAGCUUCCUUUUCGCCGGCUUGGUAGCUACCGCUGCCCUCACAGCCCUUUUGCUACAUUCGCCAUCCGCCAUUCGUCACGCUUUCUACGAGACGUUCCUCCACCUCCACAUUGCCAUUGCUGCCGUAUCCUUCGGUUUCCUAUGGGUACAUCUCAAUGGCCUAGUAGCUCAAAAGUAUCUGUUUGCCACUAUCAUUCUCUGGGCCCUGGAACGCGCUACUCGUCUCUUCAUCAUCGUGUAUCGCAACUUCGGCCGCGAGUCCACCACUGCGACUAUCGAGGCCAUGCCUGGUGACUGCAUGCGCAUCAGUCUCCGCAUGGCUCGCCCCUGGACCUUCAAACCUGGCCAGCACAUCUACCUCUACAUCCCAGCCGUUGGCUGGUGGACCUCGCACCCCUUCUCCGUCGGCUGGAGCGAGAUCGAGGAGACCAUGUCUGACGAAAAGGCCCUUCCAGUCGCCAGACAAGAUCUUCUCGGUGGGCCGCAGAAGACAACUCUCUCCCUUCUCGUCCGCCGCCGCACCGGCAUGACCGAUAAUCUCUUCCAGCGAGCUUCGAAUGCCCUAGGCUCUCGGAUAACCCUACAAGCCUACGCCGAAGGACCCUACGGCAACAUCCACUCCAUGGACUCUUACGGCACGGUAAUGCUCUUCGCUGGCGGCGUGGGUAUCACCCACCACGUCCCCUUCGUCCGACACCUAGUUGCCGGCUUCGCCGACGGCACCGUGGCAACCCGCCGCCUCACCCUGGUCUGGAUCAUCCAGUCCCCGGAACACCUGGAGUGGAUCCGGCCCUGGAUGACCAGUAUUCUGGCCAUGGAGCGCCGCCGCGAAGUACUCCGCAUCAUGCUCUUCGUCACUCGACCUCGCAGUACGAAAGAAAUCCAGAGUCCCUCUGCUACCGUGCAGAUGUUCCCCGGCCGACCGAACAUCGACACCCUUAUUGGCAUGGAGGCUGAGAAUCAGAUUGGUGCCAUGGGCGUGCUAGUCUGUGGUAACGGUGGUUUGAGCGAUGAUGUGCGCAAGGUGUGCCGCAGAAGACAGGCCAAGUCGAAUAUUGACUAUGUCGAGGAGAGUUUCUCGUGGUAG
Messenger RNA from Penicillium daleae, 1800 nucleotides. Its product is annotated as ferric reductase family protein. Gene Ontology annotation, biological process: copper ion import; iron ion transport; intracellular iron ion homeostasis. The record is from RefSeq and is a predicted model, not a curated record. Bases 1 to 1800 code for a protein of 599 amino acids. The transcript has a single exon. Lineage: Eukaryota; Fungi; Ascomycota; Eurotiomycetes; Eurotiales; Aspergillaceae. Gene Ontology annotation, cellular component: plasma membrane. Gene Ontology annotation, molecular function: ferric-chelate reductase activity.